UGACGUUGACACUGGCAGACGUCGCUAAGCAUUUGUGGUGUUUUUGAUUUUUUCAAUACUGUGUUGUGUUUAUAUUUAUUUUUUAGUAGCAAUAUUUCUAUAAAUAAUGUCGUGUCUACAAAAAGAGCGAAAACCCAUGGUUCCUUUGAAAACAUUAGAUAUAAUUUUUAGAAGACGGUAUGUUCCGAAUACCCAGCAUUACUUCACCGAUCGUCGACAUGCGAUACGUAAGGAUGAAGGGAAGAAAAAAGCUGAACCAUUCCGGCUACCGCAGUCUGAGAAACUUUUGUCGUAUAUCAAAUACAGCGACCAACAAGAAAAGAAUUACAUGAAUAAAAGAUUAACUCAACCUUUACAUAUGAAAGACAACUUACGAAUGGCAGCUACGAGGGAUAUUUCUGAAAGACUGUUUAUUGAAGAAACCAGUGAUAGUGUGAGGGCAGUUGUAGAAAUUCAUCCGGAGUUUUAUUCGGUCAUCGAAGGUCGGCCUCUGCGUUGUUUCGAUGAUAUAAAAGUCUAUAUAAACAAUAUCCGUAGUUACGCUAUGGAUCGACAGCAGAUUGGCUACCGGCGAGAUUUAAUUUUAAACAUCGAUAAAAGUAUUAUGGAGGAAUCCACGGAGCAUAACAAAAUUGUAGACAACUUGAAACGGCAUAUACAAAAUUUCCAGAAAUUUCUUACCGAAGACUACAAGAAAGCAUGUCAGAAGGUAUCAAAAGCUGAAAAGCUGUACGCAGAGUUGAUUGCCAAAAAUUCUCAAUUUUUAAGCUAUGUUUCAACGUUAACUCUUAUGAAUAAUAUUAUAUUCAAACUAGAUGCAAUUAGAGGUGUUUUAAAAAUUUACAGACGGUUUUUGUUGUUUGUUGCCCCACUUUCGUGGCGACAAAUUUAUGACGAGACAUUACGAGACAGAAUACGGUCCAUACAGUUUGAAUCUGGACAAUUUGCUACAGAUAAUGAUCUAGUCGAUACUUUGGAUAUUGAUAAAAUUAUUGAAUCGGCAAAGAACGAAUUUAAGAGUCCUCUACCAGCGCACAUGUAUUUUAAUACGCCUGAACAAAUGAUGUACUUAUUUCGUACGAUGGAAUUACAGAGCAGGGAAUAUUUGAUCCAGCUAUCUAAAACGAAUGUACCAUUUCGUUUAUUGCAAGAACGAAUUAAGCAAUUAAAACAAGCGACAAAACACGAACUCGAUUAUUUUCAAUUUUAUAUUGAUAGUAUUAAUUACGAAAUAGAGAGAGAAAAUCACAAUGAACAAUUGCUACAAGAAAAAUUUUUCCGCAUCUUAAACGAUACAUUUUACGAAAGUGUAGCUAGUCCUGAUACUUUGAAGUUAAAAAUUUGCAUUGAAUAUGUUUACGAACAAAUUUUUGGUAAAUGUGAAGAAGGUCAUCAAAGUCUACACGACCCAAUGAAGAUUUUGGAGGUGAUGUAUGAAGAUUAUAAUUUGCGUUUAGAUUCUCUAGAUUUUAAAAUUGUCAAUCAAGCGAGAAAUGAUUUCUUCUCUCAAGAUUUAAAGACAAUGAUGAAUGCUUAUAAGGCACAACGAGAACUGAGAGCAUUCCGGGAAAUGACGAAUGCUAUGAAUAAAGCCUUUUUACCACCUGCUAAAUUUUCAAGACCACCAUCAGUAAAAAGUGUUUUAAUUAAAGCUAAAAAGAAGCAAGCCAGGACACGAAAGUCCAUUGUCGAGGAAGAUGACGAAGUGAAGACAAAACAUAAAUUAACAGCGGACGAAAGAGAGGGUUUGAUAUUUUUUACCGAGUGGUGUGAAGGUUUAGAUCCAACACCUUUUCUCAAAGAAUAUAAUGAAUUUGUAAGACCUGUUUUUAGAAAAACUCCUAAAUUAUCAGAUUAAAUAUGUAUUUGUAUCUUUUUACUUAAAAUUUAAUACCAUAUUUACAACAAUAUUAUUUUUCGUUUGAG
Messenger RNA from Papilio polytes (common Mormon), 1926 nucleotides. RefSeq lists its product as uncharacterized. Lineage: Eukaryota; Metazoa; Arthropoda; Insecta; Lepidoptera; Papilionidae. The coding region runs from base 107 to 1858 and encodes 583 amino acids. The transcript has a single exon. The record is from RefSeq and is a predicted model, not a curated record.